CACAAAUUAAUGCUCAUAUUGGCACUAAGUCCUAUUCCUAGUUUUAAGCACAAGGCAAUCAGACAGAGGUGAAAAGAUCACUAGCUACAAGCUUUGUUUCCCGCAUUCAUGGCUUCCUCUGGUGCGAAUUCAUCAGUGUCUGCAAUAUCGAUGAAGACCUUAAACUUGGCAAACAUUCCAAUCCUCACUGGUGGAAGCAACUACAAAAAAUGGAGAAGAGAUAUCAAUUUGAUGUGGACUCUUAAUGAGUUUGAUAUAGUAAUUGAUAAUCCCAAGCCUAUUGUCACUGAUCAAAGCACUUCCAAGCCUAUUGUCACUGAUCAAAGCACCAGGGCUGAGAAAUCAGAUCAUGAAAGAUAUACAAGGGCUGGUAAAGUGGAACUUUCCAUCUUGGAAAGUGGGAUGAUUGAUACUAUCAGAGGAGGAAUAAAGAAACUACUGCUGGGUAUGGAUUACAUGACAACCAUUGGAAAGAAGUUUAAGGAGUUUGAGAAAGCAGAAGCAAGUCAAUACAUGUCCUUGCUUACUACAUACAAAAUUGAGGGCACUGGCUCCAUAAAGGAUCAUAUAAUGAAGAUGACAGAUGCUGCUGAGAAAUUGAAUUCCAUAUAUGUAAACAUCGGUGAGAAGCAGCUUGUGUUCAUGAUUCUUCAAGCCCUUCCUACUAAGUACAGUUAG
This is a messenger RNA of Pyrus x bretschneideri (Chinese white pear), 678 nucleotides long. RefSeq lists its product as uncharacterized. NCBI's taxonomy places the organism in Eukaryota, Viridiplantae, Streptophyta, Magnoliopsida, Rosales, Rosaceae. The coding region runs from base 109 to 678 and encodes 189 amino acids. The transcript has 2 exons. The record is from RefSeq and is a predicted model, not a curated record.